UUGCUGGGUACAAUUUUUUACGAUGCAUUAAUAUGAUUACAAAUUCGGGCAUACCCAGGAAAAUUAUUUCUGGGAAAUUUGGAAAUAUAAAUUUUUUAUACAAUCAUUAAAAAAUCAAGUUUGUGAAGAAGAAAGAAGUGAAGAUCUUAAAAAAGCUAGUGAGGAAAAAGACGAACUUAAUAAAAAACUACUUAGUUGUUUGGAAAAUAUAAAUAAAAACAAGAAUUCCUUGAUGGAAAAAGAAAAUGAGAUCCAGGAAAACAAAGAGGAGAUUAAAAGAAAAGCAGAUCUACUGAAUAAAAGAGAUGCAGAAAUUCAGAAGAAGACUGAACAGGCAAAGAGCAAGGACUCCCAAAAUAAGGAUCUAACCAGUCAAAUAAAUGUUUUAUCUCAGAACUUAACUAAAAAAAUUGAAAAACUUAAAAAGUGUGUUGACCCAAAUCCUUGCAACAACGUCAGCAAGGACACAUACAAAAUAAGGCUUCCAGGAGUGAGUGCGUUUGAGGCUCCUUGCCAUGGAACUGGAUUGAUGGUAAUUCAGAGGCGGAUGGACGGCAGCGUGAAAUUCAAUCGCAAUUGGGCUGAAUACAGAGAUGGAUUUGGAAAUUUGACAGGAGAGUUCUUCUUAGGCCUGGAGAAGUUGCACCUCAUCACUCAGUCGAGACAGCACGAACUGCUCAUCCGUCUUGGAAAAGUGGACGGGUCCACUGCUUUCGCAAAGUAUGAUAAUUUCAGGGUUGGUAGUGAAAAGGAUUCCUAUCUAUUGCAAUCGGUUGGAAACCCCACUGGAGGGGCAGGCGACUCCCUCACACAACAUGUGAAUAUGAAAUUUUCAACAUGGGAUAGUGAUAAUGACCACUACUCGGAUAAUUGCGCUGAAAUGUAUAGUGGUGGCUGGUGGUUUGAUGCAUGUGCAAAGAGUUCCCUAAACGGAUGGUUCCACAAAUAUGGCAAUAAGACGAAUGAAGAAAAAUCUGGAAUAAUUUUGGGCAGUUGGCAAGACUGGAAGUGGAAUGUUUCUCUUACAUUUGUUGAAAUGAUGAUAAGACCCAAACACUGAAAAAAUUAUAAAAUCCACUCCAGAAUAUUAUACUCCAGGAUUAAAUGGAGCACAUAUCGCACCAACACGCAAGCCAAUCGGGCAAAUCUGGAUUAUUUUUCAUUAACAAUUUAGAAUUUAUGGAAUAUUUUCAGAAUAGAAAAAGGCAAAUUUGUUACCUUGAACUGGCCUUGGUCUUAAGCCAAGAACAUAAAAAGGCUAAUUUUCUUCUUAACGUUGUUUUGUCCAAGUUGGCAUUUAAAUGGCUGCUGAUUGUCAAUAAACACAAUAUACAUAUAUUUUUUUGCUUUUUCAAUGCCAAAUUACAGAACCUUUCCGUCAGAACCUUUUAUGGGCCAACAAUUUCAUAAAUUGUGUUUGUUGGGACUGCUCUUUUGUUCCUGUUUUUAACCUGGUUAUUGUUUUUUUCUUUAAAGAAUUCUUAGAACAGAAUAGAAGCAUAGAAUAUGUAUCUUUUUCUUAUCGAACAUGUUAACUAUUAGACUAAAAUAAAAUCAAUAUUCUAUACUCUAAUGUCAUUGCGUGUAUAAUGCGAUGGUAAAACUGAAAUAAAACCUUGUUUGACUUUA
Molecule: messenger RNA, 1629 nt
Organism: Drosophila ananassae
Lineage: Eukaryota; Metazoa; Arthropoda; Insecta; Diptera; Drosophilidae
Product: fibrinogen-like protein 1
Exons: 2
Coding region: 233-1060 (275 amino acids)
Source: RefSeq, a predicted model, not a curated record